UUCUAUCUAUAGUCGCAUCGAGUAAAGGUAAUAAAGGAAAUACAAUUUGAUGAAGCCCUCGGAAGCAAUAUGCUGGUUCAUCGAGGUUGCAGAGAGCUGGAGACAACUAGUCUGAACUAGGUACCUAAGGUACCUAGGUAUGUUCAAUCAGUGGCCUAUAUGCAUAUCAGCGACCGCCCCACAUUGCAUAUCCAGUGCUUUGGUGGGGUUAGAAGAACCAUCAGUCGUCAAUUGGAAAAAGCUUCUGGUUAGCCUUCGUAGAGCUCUGCGCAAACUGAUUUCGAACUUACCUGGGUGUGACCAUUUUCGCAUCAACACGCCCUAAAGACCAUUUUCCACAACUUAUUCUACCGUAGAAAGUGCCUCAAAGUCAUAUGCGAUCAAUUGCGACUGCACUGGUAUUCAUAUAGGGCCUUCGCGACCUUGAUCAUGGGUCGCAAAAACCAGCGAGGUGGCCGUAAAGGUGGUGACCGCAAAGGAGGUGGGAACCGGAAGCCUCGCGUCGAUACGUACCGAUCCAACCCAGACAUACCAAAGAACAACGAAAAGCUAGAGGCCUUCUACAACGGCCUGCUUCCCCUUGACGAUGCCGAGAAAACCGAUUUUUGGGAGACGCUGCGCAGAGACUUGCCAAAUUCAUUCCGUUUCUGCGGUUCCAAAGGCCACGCGCUUGCCGUCAAGCGCCUUCUAGAAACGCGAUAUGCGCCUGAGAUUAAUAAGAUCGAACACUUCAAUGGCGACGUCGUACAGGCGCCCCAACCUGUACCAUGGUAUCCGGACCAGCUAGCCUAUUCUAUGACGACGCCGAAGCAGGUUGUCCGCAAAUUCCCCCCUUUCGCAUCCUUCCAGAAGUUCUUAGUCUCUGAGACAAGUGUCGGCAAUAUCAGCAGACAAGAGCUUGUCAGCAUGAUCCCGCCUCUUGUCAUGGACCUGAAACCAGGUAUGACCGUCUUGGAUCUCUGCGCCGCACCAGGAAGCAAGUCUGCCCAGCUACUUGAGAUGAUCCACUCUGGCGAGGAAGCGAGGAUCCGGAAAUUCAUGGAGUCAUUUGGCGAGGCUGCGCUGCCAGCGAACGAACAAGAAGAGGUCGACCCUACAGAGGACUCGUCUGAUGAUGGACGGGCUACUGGACUUCUCGUGGCGAAUGAUGUGGAGUACAAGCGAUGUCAUCUAUUGGUACACCAGCUCAAGAGACUUUCUUCUCCGAAUCUCAUUGUCACGAACCACGAUGCGACGCUUUUCCCAUCGUUUCGUAUAGGUAAAGAUCCAGAGAACCCUAACGUUCCUCGGUACCUCAAAUACGACCGGAUUCUGGCCGAUGUUCCUUGCUCAGGAGACGGAACAUUAAGAAAGAACGUUGACCUAUGGAGGAAUUGGCAACCUGGAAAUGCGCUAGGUCUUCACGCCACGCAGGCUCGAAUUCUAGUGAGAGCCCUGCAAAUGCUCAAGGUUGGCGGCAGGGUUGUCUAUUCUACUUGUAGCAUGAACCCUGUUGAGAACGAAUCCGUCGUAGUUUCAGCAAUUGAACGUUGCGGUGGACCGGAUGUCGUUGAGAUUAUCGACUGUAAGGAUAGGCUUCCGUUGCUGAAACGUUAUCCUGGCAUGUACCAGUGGCAAGUUAUGGAUAAGUCGGGCAGAAUCUGGAACAGCUGGGCAGAAGUCGAACACCAUGUCUUAAAUGGCGGACAGGCACCUGGCAAGAUCUCCCAAACCAUGUUCCCCAGGCCGGACACUAGUGACUGCUCUGGACUCCCUCUCGACCGAUGUAUGCGAGUCUAUCCCCACCAGCAAGAUACAGGUGGAUUCUUUAUUACGGUUCUUGAGAAAAAGAAAGACUUCAAAGCUAAAGACGAAGUUAAAUCUCAACUCGCAACAGCUGCUGCCUCGCCAAACGGCGCUUCAGCUCCAGAAAUGGAGAUUGCGGAGGAAGUUAAAGCUGUCACCGGGGAGCCAACCGAUGAGAUUCCGUCCAUUGGUUCGAAGAGGAGCCUCGAAGAGGAGUCGGAACAAGCACCGGAUAACAAGAGGCAGCGAACCGAGACACCUACGAAUGAGAAAGUAGAGAAUAUCACUGCAGUUGUUCGCAACACCGAAGCAGCCAAAGUCGAGGAUUCGACGGAAUCCCCGGCGCCAAACGCUUCUACUGAUAAGAGGGUGAAACGAAUGGAAUCCACAUACGAAGAGCCAUUCAAAUAUUUGCCCGCAGACCACGAGGUGGUCCAGAACAUACGUAAUUUCUAUAAACUCUCGGCCCGAUUCCCCUCCGAUCGAUUUAUGGUACGGAAUGCCGUCGGCGAGCCUGCAAAAGCUAUAUAUUAUAGUAGUCAGCUGGUUAGAGAAAUUCUAGUAGAAAACGAGGGUCGUGGUGUUAGGUUUAUCCACGGGGGUUUGAAGAUGUUCAUGAAGCAGGAUGCGCCGUCUGCUGAGGUAUGUCGUUGGAGAAUACAAUCCGAAGGCCUCCCUAUCAUCGCUGGUUACAUGGGACCGGAGCGAAUUGUUCGCCUAACAAACAAGGACACACUUCAUAUGCUUCUGAAGGAGAUGUUUCCCAAGUUCAUCGACGACGGUUGGAAGAAACUUAACGAGAUCGGCGAGCGAACUAGAGACAUCGGCAUGGGUUGCUGUCUUUUGAGUAUCGAACCCGAUGGCAGUGAUCCCGAAUUCUCAGAGCCCAUGGUUCUACCUCUGUGGAAGAGUUUCCACUCUCUGAACCUCAUGCUACCGAAGGAAGAUCGCGCCGCAAUGAUGCUCCGUCUCUUCAACGAUACAUCACCCGUCAUUAACCGGACACUCAAGGAUUCGGCUAAGUUAGAAGCCGAGGCUGCGGGUUCCGAUGCGAAACAGGAAGUUCAGGAGGAAGCACCUGACGCUGAUAUGGAAAACGCCAUACCAACUGAGGACGCUGAAAAUGCGCCCACGCCCGAGAAUGAGGCUGAAGCGGCGCCAGACCCGUCAUCUGAGGCGCCAGAGGUACCUUCAUAGAGCGCCAAUGACAAUGCUGCGAAGCGUGUUGGCGCACCAAGUUUGAGGCGAAAAAAAAAACCAAAAAAACUACAAUCUGUAGCGUUACAACUACGUAAGAUUAA
This is a messenger RNA of Xylaria bambusicola, 3086 nucleotides long. RefSeq names its product S-adenosyl-L-methionine-dependent methyltransferase. Gene Ontology annotation, molecular function: tRNA (cytidine-N5)-methyltransferase activity; tRNA binding. The record is from RefSeq and is a predicted model, not a curated record. The coding region runs from base 430 to 2982 and encodes 850 amino acids. Gene Ontology annotation, cellular component: nucleus; cytoplasm. NCBI's taxonomy places the organism in Eukaryota, Fungi, Ascomycota, Sordariomycetes, Xylariales, Xylariaceae. The transcript is spliced from 2 exons. Gene Ontology annotation, biological process: tRNA methylation.